Molecule: messenger RNA, 1044 nt
Organism: Hyla sarda
Lineage: Eukaryota; Metazoa; Chordata; Amphibia; Anura; Hylidae
Gene: GSC
Product: goosecoid homeobox
Exons: 3
Coding region: 103-831 (242 amino acids)
Biological process (GO): regulation of transcription by RNA polymerase II
Cellular component (GO): nucleus
Molecular function (GO): RNA polymerase II cis-regulatory region sequence-specific DNA binding; DNA-binding transcription factor activity, RNA polymerase II-specific
Source: RefSeq, a predicted model, not a curated record
CCUCCCGAUCCCCCCCAAACUGAGGAUUUCUGGUCCAUUCCUGAGGAGCCCCCCAUAAGAACCCUGUGACCCGUCUGUUUCCCUGGCACACAGCCCUGUGGAAUGCCCUCUGGCAUGUUCAGCAUUGACAACAUAUUGGCAGCCAGGCCUCGGUGUAAGGAGUCGGUCCUGAUCCCACAGAAUGGACCUGUGCUCUUCUCCGGUCUGGGGGAGUCGCUUUAUGGGGGCGCAGACUACGGAUUCUAUAACAGGGCAGUGGCCCCUACAUCUGCCCUACAGGCCGUCAAUGGAUCUAGGCUGGGGUUCAACAACUACUAUUAUGGACAGUUACAUGUACAGGCUCCUGUGGGCCCCUCCUGCUGUGGAACCAUGCAACCUCUGGGGGCCCAACAAUGCUCGUGUGUAUCUACAGCCACAGGUUAUGAAGGGGCAGGCUCGGUGUUGAUGCCCCCAGUGCCCCCACAGAUGUUGCCCUAUAUGAAUGUGGGCACAUUGUCCCGGACAGAACUCCAGCUCCUUAACCAGCUGCACUGCAGGAGGAAGAGGAGGCACAGGACCAUCUUCACGGAUGAGCAGCUGGAGGCGCUGGAGAACCUAUUCCAGGAGACCAAGUACCCAGAUGUGGGCACCAGGGAGCAACUGGCCAGGAGGGUUCACCUCCGGGAGGAGAAGGUGGAGGUUUGGUUCAAGAACCGCAGAGCAAAGUGGAGGAGGCAGAAGAGAUCUUCCUCAGAGGAGUCAGAGAAUGGACAGAAAUGGAAUAAAGGUCCCAAAUCCUCCACAGAGAAAACAGAGGAGCAGAGCAAAAGUGACCUGGACUCGGACUGCUGACCAGGGCUGAGGGGCUGAUGGACCUGGUGGACAGGGGGACUUUGCACACAGGACGCUGCUGAGCUGCACACAUGCUGGGACCUGUACAUACCUGUAUAUACCAUUACCUGUAUAUAAUUUCCGUGUGUUGCAGACAAUGUUGCACAGAUAUACACUGUACCAGAAUGUGCUAUUUAUAUCGUAAGUUAAAGGAAUUUCUCGACAAUAAACAGA